UUUUGACCACUAGAUGGCCAAUAUUAUGAAAGGUUCCGUGAAGUUUGCAUCACAAAUAAACAACUAACGGAAUAUGAGCUAAAUCUGAUGAUUAGAAAGCAAACACAUCGUUUCGCGCAGACGGGUUUGUUCGCUCCGGGCCACCGUCCUUCCUGCUGUGGGUGUGGACGAUGACAAAGUACCCGGAGGAUGAAGGCUGAGCAGCUGGAAAUAGUUUCAUGUUGACCGGGUUUCGGGUUCCUCCGCGGCUGGGAGCUGGAAUGCUGUGUCAGGAUGGGAAAUCUGUUCGGAAAGAAGAAGCAGUCCCGCGUGACGGAGCAGGACAAAGCCAUUUUGCAACUGAAGCAGCAGCGAGAUAAGCUGAGGCAGUACCAGAAGAAGAUCCGCCUGCAUCUGGACAGGGAGCGGCGGCUGGCCAAGACGCUGCUCCAGGACGGCAAGAAGGAGAAAGCUCUCCUCCUGCUGAAGAAGAAGCGGUACCAGGACCAGCUCCUGGAAAAGACGGAGAACCAGAUCAGCAACCUGGAGCGGAUGGUCCAGGAUCUGGAGUUCGCUCAGAUAGAGAAGAAGGUUCUGGAAGGGUUGAAGGUCGGAAACGAGUGUCUGAAGAAGAUGCACGAGGUGAUGUCCAUCGAAGAGGUGGAGCGGAUCAUGGAUGAAACCCAGGACGCUGUGGAGUACCAGCGGCAAAUCGACGAGAUGCUCGCCGGCGCGCUGACUCAGGAGGACGAGGACGCCGUUCUGGCUGAGCUGGAGGCCAUCACUCAGGGAGACGUGGAGCUUCCAGACGUUCCUGCGGAGCAGCUGCCUGAAGCUCCCGAGCGGAAAGGAGAGCGGGAGCGUCCGAGGAAGAAGGCGGAGCCAGAGAUGCUGGCCAUGUAGGAGCGCCGCCGACCUCCUCCUCUGCUCUGCCGGUGACCCUCACAGGAGCUCCUGGGUCUCCUCUGACGACCCCAGGGAGGUCAAAGGGUCACCUCACUCAAACGUACACAGUUUCCUCUGAUAGAUGAUUGGUGACCUGAAAUGGAUGCUUUGAAUUCCACGUUGGAGGACAAAGUGAGGAAAGUUUUCUGCAGCUCCUCCUCCUGAAACUUUCCCGUAACCACGACACAUCUGGUGACCUCCUUUCCUCCAGAUUCUCUAAUCCCGUCUCUGCUGGAUUAGCUAAGAGUGUGAGCUCAGCUCCGAUGCUCAGACAGCAGCGGGUAAUCUUCUAAAGGUGUUAACGCCCAUCAGAACACCUCACCUGUCUGCUGCAGAGGCCCCGCCCCCUCCACAGACUCCAUCAAACUGACCUGAACAUCCAAACACUCCACACAUCUGUUUGCUUUUUACAAUAAAACUAUUUUUUAGUUCUUG
Molecule: messenger RNA, 1359 nt
Organism: Oryzias latipes (Japanese medaka)
Lineage: Eukaryota; Metazoa; Chordata; Actinopteri; Beloniformes; Adrianichthyidae
Gene: chmp6b
Product: charged multivesicular body protein 6b
Biological process (GO): late endosome to vacuole transport via multivesicular body sorting pathway; vesicle budding from membrane
Cellular component (GO): ESCRT III complex; multivesicular body
Source: RefSeq, a predicted model, not a curated record